CACUCAUACCUAUGGACAAUUUAGAGUGCCUUCACAGAAUUGUUGAUGGCUAUUUUAAAAUUUACUGUUGCACCUCCGUUCAGCCUCUUUGUUUGAUUACAAAAUUGUAAUUGUGAUUACAAAAUACUGUCAAAAUUAUCGCGUUAACGCGUGUUAAUUAAUUUUUUUAAUUAAUCACGUUAAAAUAUUUGACGCAAUUAACGCACAUGUCCCGCUCAGACAGUAUUCUUCUGCCUUUUGGUAAGUUUUACAGCAAGGCUUUUUGUGCUGCAGCACAACAGCGAACUCUUGUGGUCGCUUUGCGACAUGGUUUAUUUUUUUCUUGCCAGUUCAUAUGGCUGCACGACGUCUCGAGCUGAAGCCUACGUUGUAAUAUUGUGCUUAUAUGAUCCUUGGACAAGAUUUGUCCAAUCAGGCAGCAUUACUUCAUUCACUGAGGAGGCGCGUGUGCUGAAUUAGUGCACUUUAUCUUGAACGCAUCACAGACUCUGACGUUGCCGCUGAUCGUUACCACCAUGCAGAUGAACGGCAGCGAUGUACUCCAAGACAUUUACGAAGUGGCUGUAAAUGACAAAUCCAGCAACCACAGCUCGCAGUUUGCUGACGUAGCCAUGCUGCAGACGUUCAAACCCCUCAUCAUCCCGUGCUACGCUCUAGUCGUGGCGGUGGGCGUUUUUGGCAACUACCUGCUCCUGUACGUCAUCUGCCGGACGCGCAAGAUGCACAAUGUCACCAACUUUUUCAUCGGCAACCUGGCCUUUUCGGACUUGCUCAUGUGCAUGACGUGCGUGCCCUUCACCCUUGCCUAUGCCUUCAACCCUCACGGUUGGGUCUUUGGCCGCUUCAUGUGCUACCUGGUGUACCUUAUCCAGCCGGUCACCGUCUAUGUAUCGGUCUUCACGCUCACUGCCAUCGCUGUGGACAGAUAUUAUGCGACAGUGCAUCCGUUGAAGAAGCGCACCUCCGUGACCACCUGUGUAUGGGUCCUCGCUGGAAUCUGGCUGCUAUCCUGCGGCCUAGUCACCCCAGCGGUUAGCCACACGUAUCACGUGGAAUUCAAGGAGGAAGGCUUCACCAUUUGUGAGGAAUUUUGGCUAGGUCAGGAGAAGGAGCGACGAGUCUACGCAUACAGCACCCUGCUGAUCACCUACGUCUUGCCCCUCUCCGCUGUUUUCGUCUCCUACUUUUGCAUCACGGUCAAGCUUAAGAAAUGCGUGGCGCCCGGCCACAGGACCCAGGAGAAAGCCAACGCCCAGCAAGCCCGCAAGAGGAAGAUUUUCCGCCUGAUCGCCCUUCUGGUGUCGGCCUUUGCCGUGUGCUGGCUCCCGAUUCAUGUUUUUAACAUGCUGCGAGAUAUCGAUAUUAACCUCAUUAACAAGCGCUUUUUUUUACUCAUUCAGCUGCUCUGCCACCUGUGCGCCAUGAGCUCAUCCUGCUGCAACCCAUUCCUCUAUGCAUGGCUGCACGACAGAUUCCGAUCAGAGCUGAGGAAAAUGAUCAAGUGCCGCCGCCGUGUCGGAGUUCCGGUCAACCGCUGUCCCGCCGGCGUGGCCUUGUAAUUCUCUUUUGGGGAUGGGUUGCAUAGGAUGCUACUCAUUUUACUCUAUAGUUAUCCAUCCAUUCGCUACAGCGCUUAUCCUGUUCAGGGAAGCCUAUCCUAGGUAACUGCAGGGACUACAACAGGGACUAGCUGCAACUCAAUCACAAAGCACAUAUGAAGAC
Molecule: messenger RNA, 1722 nt
Organism: Corythoichthys intestinalis (scribbled pipefish)
Lineage: Eukaryota; Metazoa; Chordata; Actinopteri; Syngnathiformes; Syngnathidae
Product: prolactin-releasing peptide receptor-like
Exons: 4
Coding region: 516-1559 (347 amino acids)
Biological process (GO): G protein-coupled receptor signaling pathway
Cellular component (GO): plasma membrane; neuron projection
Molecular function (GO): neuropeptide Y receptor activity; neuropeptide binding
Source: RefSeq, a predicted model, not a curated record